Messenger RNA from Dinoponera quadriceps, 3331 nucleotides. Its product is annotated as fatty-acid amide hydrolase 2-A-like. The record is from RefSeq and is a predicted model, not a curated record. Lineage: Eukaryota; Metazoa; Arthropoda; Insecta; Hymenoptera; Formicidae. The transcript is spliced from 10 exons. Bases 279 to 1868 code for a protein of 529 amino acids.
UCAGUGUGGAGUAGCUCGCGAAUGCGCGUUCCUCGUCGAUUUCAUUGACGCGUUGCCGGUUGAAAAGUUGAAAGAAAGAGAAAGCAACGCGUCGAAAAUCAGCCCUAGAAAGCAGAAAACCAGGACCUUUCUUAUUGGUUUUGUGCCUCUCUUCGGUAUAUUUUUCUCGUCCGACGAGACCUUCGCCGUCGUAAUUGCACUUUCGGAGCAAGAAAGGGCUUCGCGUUGAUAAAGGAGCUAGACACACAGUCACGUUUGUUGAAGAUCAUCUCUUCACGAUGAAGAUGAAUUGGACAAUACGCACGUUAUUCAGUAUAAUUCAGUAUACAUAUUUGGUAGUAUACCGAAUAUAUUCGCUUAUCUAUCGCAAGAAGCCGUCAAAAAUACCACCGACGGAGAAUCCCCUAUUCACGCUGAGCGCCACCACACUCGCCAGGAAGAUCCGACAGCGAGAGAUCACGAGCUACGAAGUGGUGUACGCGUACACAGAGCGAAUAAAGGAAGUGAAUCGUCUCUUGAAUGCCGUCGUGGAGAAUCGAUAUAGAUCGGCUAUAAUAGAGGCGAAAAUUUGUGACGAGCAAUUGGCCGCCGGCAAGGUCGACGUCAAAAUGUUGGAAGAAAAGAUGCCGCUCUACGGCGUGCCCAUCACCAUCAAAGAAUGCUGCGCUGUUAAAGGUCUUAGCCACACCGGUUGCUCUUUGACCCGCAAAGGGGUGAAAGCGACUGCGGACAGCACAAUCGUCAAGCUGCUCCGUAAUGCCGGUGCGAUUCCACUUUGUGUUACGAACACUCCGGAACAGAGCAGUAAUAUCGACACCUCAAAUUUACUGUAUGGCACCACCUUUAAUCCGUACGAUAUCAGGUACUCUGCCGGCGGAUCGUCUGGCGGAGAGGGCGCCUUGCUCGGAUCAGGUGCUUCCUUGAUCGGAAUAGGCUCGGACCUGCUCGGAUCUGUAAGAAUACCGGCACUCUUUAACGGCGUUUUCGGACACAAACCCACGUCCAAAAUAGUUCCGAUCGAAGGACAUAUACCAGAAAGCGACGAUGAAGUUUUUCUAAGUUACGUAACUUUCGGCCCGAUGACCAGAUACGCGGAAGAUCUCAAUCUGCUUAUGAGAGUACUGACGUCAACGUGCAAUCAUGAUUUGCGUCUAACUGUGCCGGUCGAUUUGAAGCAAUUAAAGGUCUAUUACCUGCAAAGCUUGGACGAAUCAUUCGGCAUGUUACCGAUAUCGCCGAACAUCGAGCAGUGCGUCCUGAAAGCCGCAAAUCACUUCAAAGAGCGCGAUAUUCACACGGAAAAGUUACCGAUCGAUUGGCCAGUCACGCAGCAUGAGAUAACAAUAGUGGGGAUAUUGAAUAUAAAGAAGUUUCCGCAACUAAUACCAUCUAGCGAUCUCAAGAUCCGGAAGAAUCCCUCGGUGGAGAUGAUGAAAGCUUUCUUCUGCAAGUCGCAACACACGAUAUCUGCGAUCCUCUUCACAUUAUUAUUGAAAACACAUUUCCUUUUCACAAAGUCGGAUAUAUCGUAUUACACGCAGCAUGCAGAACAGCUUCGACAAAAUUUACUGGAUGUGUUGGGAGAGGACGGAGUGUUCAUAUAUCCGACUUUACGACGUCAGGCAACCUUCCUUCGAUUUGCAUUGCUUGAAUUUAUAAAUGUCGCGUAUUGCGGCAUCUUUAAUAUUUUCGGCUUUCCCGCAGUACACGUGCCGAUGGGACUCGAUCCCGACGGAUUGCCAAUAGGCGUUCAGGUGAUAGCCGCGCCUUAUCAGGAUCGUCUUUGUUUGGCAGUUGCGGAGGAACUGGAGAAGGCCUUUGGUGGCUGGACGCCGCCUCCCUUCAGCAACGACGACUGCGCUAAAUAAACGCGACUAACUGGUUGCUGACGUUACUUUGAGAAAAUCUUUUGAUACUUAAAAAAAAACACAGUGUGACGAAUGUCGAUGCUCUGACGCACGUAAAUAACUGCGGGUAUGGAAUCUCCACUCUUUGUAUACAAAUUUUUUAAAUAUUGUUUCGUCAAAUAGGAUAUCUACUUUAUCUUACGUUAUCGUUGUCUCGUUGAUUGACGUUGAUUUGUCGCAUCAAAUACUUAAAUUUGCGAUAGAUCAUCCGGAUGGUAUAAAAUGUAUGUAUACUUUCGUACAAACUGGUAGAGUUACGUUUUCAAACGUACAUCAUUCAUUACUCGGCUUCGUGACGCGUCCUUCGUAGAUUCGUUUCCGACGUUUUGUGAACGUUCCAGUUCACUAACUCAGUGAGAGGGACAGGCCGAAGCUUCGAAUAUCAUACAUCACUCCGUUUAUUUUUCCACAAUGAUUCUCUGGUCGCGCUGUUGCAGUAUACAUUGUUUCUUCGUGUCCGUCUUCCCCCUGCGAUCUAUACUUUUUAUUCGGACCGAUGUAUCGCGAUGUGUCGGCCAAGAUCUAACUGUCAUCACUACUGAACGUGUGUAAACGGACCUUACAAAUGACGAAAUUAUCUCUAUGUAACUCUCGGAAGUGCGUGCUAACGAUGCUCAAGCUUAACACAAAGAACCUCGACUAUAUCUCUCAUAUAUUCCGUUUCCGACUGUAAACCUGUAAACCUGCUCAAAGGCGCAAAUGUUUAAAGGCUUCCGCAUACGAAGAGAUGUUACCAUAAAUUGACGUAGGAUAUAAACUUAAGCUGGAAAACAAAUCAGAAUGUUGAAGUUUGUGUAAUCCGCAGGAAGAUGGAAGUAACCGUAUGACUACCGAUUUUAACGAGCCGAAUUCCAGUUAUUUCUGAUUAUGAUCAGAUUUAUAUAUCCCAGAGUUCCGUCUUCUUCUAAAAGUGUAUAAAUAUAAAGCAGUUUCCCGGAAAAAAAUAUUUCGUAUAUAAUUAUAUCUAGAAUAUGCCUAUAUAUACUUAUAUAAAAUAUAUAAUUAUAUAUAUUGACAUAUAUUCAUUCAUAAUCAUGCAUAAUCCAUUAAAUAUAUUUAUAUAUAAUUAUAUAUUUAAUUAAAUAUUUUUAUAUAUGAACAUAUCUUAUAUAUGACGUCUUAUAUAUAAUUAUAUAAAACGCCAAAUAAAUAUUUAUACCUAAUUAUAGUGGAAAAUUUUUCUUUGAGGUCCUGAUUGAUUUUUCAGCUUAAAUUUACUUUUUAUGUUUACGGUUACGGCGAUUCGUGUGCGAAAGCCUAAACACGCUGAGGAAAACUGAAGAGUCGUUGCGAAUAGCGUGAUCCUAGACGCGCCCUCUCUCGCGGAUCCUCGACGUUUCCGUGCGACGUUGCAAUUUCGUCGAGUGUGUUUCGGAAUACUGAUCGAUUUAAGAAAAAAAAAAAAAAAAAAAAAAAAAUUAAAA